Molecule: messenger RNA, 2815 nt
Organism: Pseudoliparis swirei
Lineage: Eukaryota; Metazoa; Chordata; Actinopteri; Perciformes; Liparidae
Product: interferon-induced protein 44-like
Exons: 8
Coding region: 1130-1984 (284 amino acids)
Source: RefSeq, a predicted model, not a curated record
GUUGCGAACAAGCAUCGCUAAACAUGUUUCAAAGUGUAAAUAUCCGCUCAAGGUAACCAGUUGUUCCAGAUCCCUUCGACCAAACUGUUCCCAUGAAAACAUAAGAAAUGUCACUUAAUGGAUCAAUAUAUAAAUUACUUGACUUCAAACUAAUAUCUGGUGGCGCAGCGCACAGACUGCAUGUCUUUGAGUGCAGACUCCUUUUGCGUGAAAGAGAUCGAAACCAGGUCGGGCGAUCUUUUUAUUUUUAUUUUUCUAAAAUGUAUUUCUUCAUCCGUGGCUGUGAUGCACUGCUCACUUAUACAAUCGUAAUCGCCGAAAUGGAUAUGAACGGUGGCUUGAAGAUCUCCAGCAAUAUGUUUGUGAAUGUGUGACUAAUCUGGUGAGCGAGACAGAGCCCCGCUGCAGAUGUUAAGAGAACACAACGCACGCACGCGCAGGGAAACCAGUAGGUUUGAAAACCAGUAGGGGUGUAACACCGGCAUAUGUGUUUCAUGGCAGAGGAGAUCUGCCGCCGUAGGUGGAAAAGUCAGAGACACGUAUCAAAGAGAGAAGAAGAGAGAGAGCAGCGAGAAGCGCAGUGGGAGUGCAGCUCAGUCCACUAAAAAGUGGAAGUACUCUGCGGUCGCGACGCGUCUGGUCUGAACACACUUUUUUUUCGACGCGCGUCGAGACUGCUGCGUCAGACGCGUCGAGAAUUUUUUCGACGCGUCCGGUGUGAACACACCAUGACAUUCAAGCUAACCUAAUUUCCCAAACGCUGUGGACAUCUGAACGCUGAUUGGCCGAGACGCGACACGUCCCAUCAAAGAUGUUCUAUUGCGAAGAGCACCACUCCACAUUUUCUCCGCGUCUCACUGUAAUCUCAACGGCAGCGGGCCAGGUGAAAAAAAUAAUAAAUCGGAACGCGUCUCUGGUAUUGUUCAGGGGGCCGGUCCAAAUGGGGAGGCGGGCCGGAUCCGGCCCGCGGGCCGUAGUUUGGGGACCACUGCUAUAGACAGACAACACCACACAGACAGAAGGGAAACAAGACAGGGAAUCACACACUAGGAGCAGACAGGAACCCUAACAACUACUGGUUGACAGCACUACUUAUUCCUACGGGCACAACAGCUGAGCCGUGGCUGCAAUGUGGAAAAAACUGACUUCUUGGUUCUAUUCGUCAGCUUUGAUGGACGACUGGAGGAUCUUACAAUGGGGCGAUAAUGAGAAAGACCUGCAGUUGGUAAAAAAAUAUCAGCCUCAAAACAAAGAAGUCAAACAGCUCAGAGUUCUGCUUCAUGGACCUGCUGGUGCUGGCAAGUCCAGCUUCAUCAACUCUGUGGACAGUGUUUUGCAAGGCAGAAUUACUGGUCGAGCUUUGACAGAUUCCAACACUCAAGAGAGCUUCACCAGAAAGCACACAACUUACACAAUCAACAAACGACCAGGGGUUAUUUACCCUUUUGUGUUCACUGACACCAUGGGCCUUGAGGAGGGAACUGAUGGAGGAGUUUGUGUGGAAGACAUCAAACUGGCCAUGAAGGGGCACAUAAAAGAGGGUUACAAUUUUGAUCCUCGCUAUGAAAUAUCAGAAGAUGAUCCAAAGUACAACAAGGACCCCACUCUGGAGGACAAAGUUCAUGUUCUGGUUUGUGUCAUCGAUGCCAACACAGUAGGUAUACUGGGUGAUAAACAUCUCAGAAAGAUGAGGGAAGUGAGACUAGCAGCGUCAGACAUGGGGAUUCCCCAAGUGGCAAUUCUCACCAAAAUUGAUGAAGCUUGCCCCGAGGUGAGAAAAAGUCUAAGGAACGUGUAUAAGAGCAAGCUCCUAAAGGAAAAGAUGGACAAAUUGAGUGCUACACUGGGCUUGCAACCAAACUUUAUCCUUCCCGUGAAGAACUACCACUCAGAGUUCAAGACAGAGGAUGACGUUGAUGCAGUGAUACUGAGCGCACUAAAACGGAUCCUUGACUCUGGAGAAGAAUUUCUCAACCACCUGUAGUUCUAUACUGCUGCAGACAAACCUUCUAUGAUCGAAAACAAAAAUAUAUUUUUCAAUAAUAAUGUGGAUUGGGGUUACUUUUUAUGUUAAUUUUAACACAUAUUAUUGCAGAAUUUAUAUAUUUCAUAUUACAAUGCACUUCAACUUGUUGCUGCACAUACGUUGUGGUUGUUGCAUGGUUGUUGUUCAGUAACUAAUUUUUGGAUUUACCUGCUAAGUAAGUUUUCUUUGGGAUAUUUCUUUAUUAAAACCACCAUUUAUCAUUCUUAUGCUCCCUGUGUCUGCAUUUGGGUCCAUCCCAAUUGUCUUUUUCCCUGACCGUGACAACCACAGUAUUGUCUGAGAGUUGUGUUUCCAUCUUAAACUCCAACCCUUUAACAGUGAAAGUACUUUUUAACAAUUUUGGUUUCCUAUAAUGAAUAUUUUUUCUACUCAGCUCCACCUUCUUGUGUCACAAAAGAACAAAACGACGACUACUGAACUUGAGGGUUCCAAACCAUAUUUCUCAAACAAACCGGUGAUGUCACAGGGACUACGUCCACUUCUUAUACCCAGUUUAUUAUAAGGAUGUCAUAAUAUUGCUGAGUGACACUGAGUUGAAACAUUGUGUUAUGUAUUUAGUCGUUUUUUCACUUAUUGAUUUUCGACAGACCGACUAACUGAUUUAAUUGAUGUAAAUGGCCCUACAUGAUCGUGGACGUGCUCUUAUUUUGAAGUCGGCUGAGGCUCUUACAUGCUGUAUCUAUUGUUUUAUUUGAAUGUCUGGACCUGCUAUUGAAUCAUUGAGCUAUUGCUGUUCAGGUUAAACCACAAUAAAUACAGAAAUUAGUA